Ochotona curzoniae (black-lipped pika) is the source of this 2758-nucleotide messenger RNA. It is a transcript of the gene LRCH4, whose product is annotated as leucine rich repeats and calponin homology domain containing 4. NCBI's taxonomy places the organism in Eukaryota, Metazoa, Chordata, Mammalia, Lagomorpha, Ochotonidae. The coding region runs from base 53 to 2116 and encodes 687 amino acids. The transcript is spliced from 18 exons. The record is from RefSeq and is a predicted model, not a curated record. Gene Ontology annotation, molecular function: protein binding.
GGGCGGACCGGGCCGGUGCCGUCAGUCAGGCAGCGAGAGCCGCCAGGAGCGGAUGGCGGCGGCGGUAGCGGCCCCCCUCGCCGCCGGGGGUGAGGAGGCGGCGGCGGCGGCGGCCAACAUUUCCGUGCCAGGCUCUGCUACUCUGCCCGGAAGCCGCAGCGCAGAGCGGGCCCUGGAGGAGGCGGUGGUCACCGGGACCUUGAACCUGUCCAACCGGCGCUUGAAGCACUUCCCCCGGGGUGCGGCUCGCAGCUACGACCUGUCAGACAUCACCCAGGCUGACCUGUCCCGGAACCGGUUUCCCGAGGUACCAGAGGCUGCGUGCCAGCUGGUGUCUCUGGAAGGCCUGAGCCUCUACCACAACUGCCUGAGAUGCCUGAACCCAUCCCUGGGGAAUCUCACAGCCCUCACCUACCUCAACCUCAGCCGAAACCAGCUGUCGUCGCUGCCGCCGUACAUCUGCCAACUGCCCCUGCGUGUGCUCAUUGUGAGCAACAACAAGCUGGGAGCGCUGCCUCCUGAGGUCGGUGCCCUGGGAAGCCUGCGGCAGCUGGACGUGAGCAGCAAUGAGUUGCAGUCCCUCCCUGUGGAACUGUGUAGCCUCCCUUCCCUGCGGGAUCUCAACGUGCGGAGGAACCAGCUCACCAGUCUGCCUGAUGAGCUGGGGGACCUUCCUCUUGUCCGCCUAGACUUCUCCUGUAACCGUGUCUCCCGCAUCCCGGUCUCCUUCUGCCGCCUCAGGCACCUGCAGGUCAUUCUGCUGGACAGCAACCCCCUGCAAAGUCCCCCUGCCCAGAUCUGCCUGAAGGGCAAACUUCACAUCUUCAAGUACCUCUCAACAGAGGCUGGGCGGCGGGUGGCUACGCUGGGGGACCUGGCCCCCUCCAGGCCCCCAAGUUUCAGUCCAUGCCCUGCUGAGGAUUUAUUCUCGGGACGUCGGUACGAUGGUGGGCUGGACUCAGGCUUCCACAGUGUUGACAGUGGCAGCAAGAGGUGGUCUGGAAAUGAGUCAACAGAUGAAUUCUCAGAGCUGUCAUUCCGGAUCUCAGAACUGGCUCGGGAGCCUCGGGGGCCCAGAGAACGCAGGGAGGAUGGUUCUGCUGAUGCGGACCAAGAGCAGACGGACUUCAUUGACAGCCAUGUCCCUGGGGAGGACGAAGAGCAGGCCUCUGCUGAGGAGCAGCGGUCUCCUGAACUCAGCCCUGCAGCAGGGUUUGGGGAGAGGUCGCACAGCAGGCGGGAGGAGCCGGCUGGGGAGGAGAGGAGGCGCCCAGACACCUUGCAGCUAUGGCAGGAACGAGAGCGGAGGCAACAACAACAGCAGCAGAGUGGGCUGUGGGGGGCCUCUCGGAAGGACAGUUUCCCCAAGUCAGGGGCCAGGGCUGCGGGGGGAGCUGCUGUUACCUCAUCCAUGCAGGCCACCUGCAAUGGCCCACCCAAGUCCACUGCCACCCAGCCCGGAGCUCCCAGGGGGCAGGGAGCCCCGGCCCCUGCCCCUCUUUCCCAGGAACCCCUUCCUGUAGCUGGACCAGUGACGGCACCUGUUCCCCGGCCACUUGGUUCCCUCCAGAGACCAAACAGCUUCCUCUUCCGUUCUUCCUCCCAGAGUGGCUCAGGCCCCUCCUCGCCAGACUCCAUCUUGAGGUCUCGGCCAACCUCCCAGGGCCCAGAUGAGAAGGCACUCAUGGCCCAGCUGCGCCAGGUCCUUGAGUCCCGGCUGCAGCGGCCCCUGCCUGAGGACCUGGCUGAAGCUCUGGCCAGUGGGGUCAUCCUCUGUCAGCUGGCCAACCAGCUGCGGCCCCGCUCAGUGCCCUUUAUCCAUGUGCCCUCACCUGCUGUGCCAAAACUCAGUGCUCUCAAGUCUCGGAAGAAUGUGGAAAGUUUCUUAGAAGCCUGUCGGAAAAUGGGGGUGCCCGAGGCUGACCUGUGCUCGCCCUCAGAUCUCCUCCAGGGCACCGCCCAGGGUCUGCGGACCACACUGGAGGCCGUGAAGCGAGUGGGGGGCAAGCCCCCCCCACCCCUCUGGCCCCCCUCUGGUCUGAGUGGCUUCGUCCUCUUCUACGUGGCCUUCAUGCUGCUGCUCUAUGUCGUCUACACUCGGCUCCUGGGUUCCUAGGAGACCCUGGCACCCCUCUACCCGUCCCCUUCCCCAUUCUAUUUAUAAGAUUCCUGCUCCCCCUCCCCCGUCCCCCACCAGUGGUGCCUUCAAGCCCCACCAAAGACACUAGCGAGCCCCUUCACAGACACUGACCUCAGAGGCCCCACUCUGGGGCCCCCAAGCCCUGGCCCCCCUCCUGCAGCUCUUCCCCCACUCAGUGCCUUCCUCCCUUUCCUGCUCCUGUCCCCAUCCACCCCCCCCCGGCUGCUAUGGGAGGGUAAAUUAUCUCUAUUUUGUAGAGAGAACUCUAUAUUUGUAGGGGAUGAGGGGGCCCCGGGGGUCCCUGUCUCUGUAUAAACUGUACAGACCAUGGCUGCCUCUGUCCGAAUGUGUGUGUGUGUGUGUGUGUGCCUGCAAAUGCAACCUGCUCCGUGUAUCCACUGCCCACCCCAGCAGCUCCGUCCAGAAAUGGCAGCCGUGCCUACCCCUGACCAUGCCCUCCAUGUCACCUCCCUGCUGUUCUCUGCUGGCAGCUUCCUUGGUGUCCUGUGUGUCCCCAAGGCAUGGGUGCAGGCCACCAACCCAAUACUUUGGCCUCCUACGCCUUGGCAGCAGGGGGGCUUUGGAGGGGGUGCUGAGGGGGAACUGAACCUGGGCCCU